Armigeres subalbatus is the source of this 12797-nucleotide messenger RNA. It is a transcript of the gene trio, whose product is annotated as triple functional domain protein. Bases 1199 to 8227 code for a protein of 2342 amino acids. Gene Ontology annotation, molecular function: protein binding; guanyl-nucleotide exchange factor activity. Gene Ontology annotation, biological process: axon guidance; intracellular signal transduction. NCBI's taxonomy places the organism in Eukaryota, Metazoa, Arthropoda, Insecta, Diptera, Culicidae. The transcript has 16 exons. The record is from RefSeq and is a predicted model, not a curated record. Gene Ontology annotation, cellular component: extrinsic component of membrane; cytoplasm; plasma membrane.
GCGUAUCGGUGGUGAAAAUGAGCACGAAAUAGUCGGGUUCGUGGUCGCGACUCGCAACAAAAGACGGGCGACCGUCGUCGAGGAAGAGUUUUUUUUUUCUGCCUCGUUCCACUUGCGCUCCAUCAUCUCCAGUGAACCUGCGAACCAGCCCACCACAACACACCUCUCAUCAUUGGCUUUCUGUGCGCUCUCUUCUACAUCAAUAUUUUCUUCGUUAUUAUUUUGGUUGUUUGCCGUUUUGCUCCGUUGGAUGACGGUUGGAGUGGAAUGUAGCUCUAAGUAUUGUGCAACGGCGGUUCCAGGGACCAUUUCCUCGCGUAACAUAGCGGCGAAGUAAUUUUCACGGAUCCUGAUAAGGCAGCGCGGAAUGAUGAUGAUGAUCAUACAUGUUGGCGAUGGAGUAAAAAUUGAAAAGUGCGAACAUUGGCAGUGUGGAAUAGCAGUUUCGCUGGAGUGAGCUCCGCAUUUUCUAAGAAAUCAAAUUGAAGAAGAUAAUUGAAGUAAAGCGAAAAUAAAGUGAAAUGGUGAGAAAAAUCGAAUGAAAAUACAGCAGGGCGAAUAUAACAAACCUGAAAAAAUAGUUUCUUGAAUCAAAACAGAUAUUUCCGAGUCCAAGCAAAAGUCAGCGCAGUUUGAUGGACGCAAUUGGCUGGAUAGGACUCGGGAAUAGGAAACGGCAGUAAAGAAUUAUGAGCAAUAACAACGUUCCGCGGUUCCUGCUCCCGGUUGUCACGAAUCCCAACGCAAUUCGUAUUAAUUGUGGCUUUUGUUAUUACAAUUGAAUGAGUGUAAUAAAAAUCGACAGAAGAAAAACGAUGCAAAUCGACGGCUGCUGGAUUGAGGCGGUGUAUCAGGAGUAAUGAUUCGCUACUGUUCAAAUGUUUCCGUAGUGAAGUCGAUGUGUGUUUUCCCUCGGUAUGUGUGACGGCUUGUAGCAGCGAAAGCAUGUGUAGCUUCUCAAUCAAUCCAGCCCCGGUCAGAUAAAGUGAAAUAAGUGAAUCCAAUAAUUAAACUCUCAGUAACAGUACCGGGAUCAGUUCAGUGAGCACGUCAAGUGCGCCAAACUCGUUGCGAAUCGGUUCGUAACCGUUCGCAACUACUACAAAGUGAAAACGGAAUACCCUCUUCAUAGUAGCGGCGCAGAGUGUUUUGAAAUAGUUUUUUAUAUCUACUUUCCACGUGGGUGGUGGUCAGCGCCAUGGACGGCGUAAGGGCAUUGGACAUACUGCAACUGCUGCAGGAACGCUUCGCUCUGCUUUCCGGUGGGCGAGAUAACCGUGGCGGACCGAUUAUCUGCUUCCCGGCGACGACCAAGCGCGAACGGGUCAAGCCCGAGGACAUAAAACGUGUCAUCAGCUAUUUCAUCGGCAUACCAAGCGAAGAAAGCAAAGCCCAUGGGUUCACCAUCAUCAUCGACAUGCGCGGCAACAGCAACACCGCUGCCAGCGCAAAAAUGAUCCUCAAAGUGCUGCAGGAGAACUUCGGCUCGGACAUCAUCCACCAGGCGGUGAUCAUCAAGCCGGACAACUUCUGGCAGAAGCAGCGUUCGUCGAUCGCCAGCAGCAAGUACAAAUUCGAGACCACUACCAUCUCGAUCCAGUCGCUGAACAAAGUGGUGGAACCCUCGCAGCUCACGUCGGACUUCGAAGGUUUCCUGCACUACGAUCACAACAUUUGGAUCGAUUUGCGGGUUGCGUUCGAGGAUUUUCUGUGGCAAGCGAGCGACAUCCUCGAUCGGAUCGACGACCUGCAGGAAGAUCUGCAGCAUUCGGACUUUCCCGAAGAUGUGAACAGUGCCAAGCACAGCAGUGAAAAUCACAACGAAAUGAAGCGGAAGAUUUUAAAGCUCCCGAUUGAAGAUCUGGACCUGCUGGGGCAGAAGCUGUUGGGCAAAUUCACUUCGUAUUCUAAUCGAAACGACGAAAGUUGCCACUCGACGUCGUCACCAUCGAAGUGUCACAAUCCGGAUAUAUCCUCCUCGCUGAAUCAGGUUCUCCAGCAGCUCGAAACGGUUCGGAAUGCUCAACAGCAACUUCUCAGUAUGUGGCAGCACCGAAAGACAACACUGGAUCAGUGUUUCCAGUUGAGGCUGUUCGAGCAGGACUGCGAGAAGAUGUUCGAUUGGAUCCUGCAUAACCGAGAUGUGUUCCAGGAGACGUACGUUGUGAUCGGUCACAACUACACGAUGGCCAAGAAAAUCUUGGAUGAUCAUCAGCGGUUUACCGUCACGUCUCGGAAUGUUUCCUCGAACAUUAAUCGGAUACUGAACGUGGCGGGGAAUCUGAUCGACAGCAACCAUUAUGCCGCCCAGCAUAUCCGCACGCUAGCGACACGGUUGGAUAAAACAUGCAAGGAUUUCGUCACGACGCUGGAGGAGCGUUCGGCGGUACUUUCACUAUCGGUAGUGUUCCACCACAAGGCGGAACAGUAUACGGAUAGCGUGACCAGCUGGGCAGCGGCCUGUGAAGCGACCAUCCCAACGCCCACGAAUGUGGAGAGUUUGGAAACGGCUAUCCGGACGCAUCAGUCGCUGUACGAAGCAAUGUGCCAGGCCUACACGGAAGUGCAUUCCACCAGCAAAAAGCUGCUCUAUCAGUUGGACCAUCUGGUCCAGGUAUGCAAUCAGCCGCCGGCUGUCAAUACGAGGAAGAAUGAUAACAAUCACUUCAACGGUGGCAAUCCGGCGGCUGACUAUAGUGAAGGUGCCUCCCACGUGCUGGCAGUAAUCCACCAAAUACUCGGUCAUCAUCGAGCCCUGGAAAGUAAAUGGCACGCCGGCAAACUGCGGCUGCAUCAGAAGCUUGCUCUCCGUCUGUUCCAGGAGGAUGUAAAGCAGGUGCUCGACUGGCUGCAAAAUCACGGUGAUGUGUUUCUGCGAAAAAAUCGUGGCAUCGGAAAGAGCUUGCAGAAGGCCCGAAUAUACCAAACUAGUCACGAGCAUUUCGAGAAUGUUGCGCAGAAUACCUACAGAAACGCGGAAAAAUUGCUGGCGGCUGCUGAAGAACUGGCUCGUUCCGGUGAAGUGGCUCCGCAGGAGAUUUUCUCCGUGGUAAGGGAGUUGGAAACCAAUGUGGCAUCGUUUGCGGAACGAGUGGAACAGAGGCGAAGACGGUUGGACCUAGCAGUUUUGUUUUACACCAACGAGAAGGAAAUCGCUGUCUGGUCGGAGCAGUUACACACCGAAAUGGCAAACGAAGAAUCAAUGGAACUAGCGAAUGAAACUCUGGAAGGAACUGAGCGAUUACUGGAGCAAUGCAAGGGGCAAGAGGAAAACACUCUGAAAACCUGUAUUCAAGCUAUUGCUCAAGGAGAAGCAUUGCUGCAAGAACUAAGAACCAUCGAAGAGGAGGACUCAUCUGGAUCUCUCACGGCAGUACAGAAUGCACUGGAACGAAUACAGAAAAACCGCCUCGAACUGGAAAAUCUGUGGCAAGCGAGGAAAAUGAAAUUUGACAUGUAUCUGCGGUUGAGAAUAUUCGAACGGGAUGCCCUGGAAGUCAGUUCUCAGCUGGAAAUGUGGGCCGAAGAGUUGCAGCAUACUGAUGUGUCACGGGAUUUCCAGAAAACGGAGCAGGUUCUUCAUCUUCACAACGAAUCGGUAAGCCAGAUGCAGACAACCACUUACCAGAUGAUCAACACCGGUCAGGAACUGAUGCAGCUAUUUGAAUCGUCCGGGGUAUUGAUAAUGGCUGAUCCACAUACAACCGCUCAAACCAGGGUGCAAUAUCUGUUGGAAUUUUUGCAUGAUCGAGAACAGGAUUUGGAGGAUUUAGCCGAAGCUAAGCGAAUAAAGCUGGAACAAUCGAUGCAGCUUUGUCACUUUCAGAACGACGCAAACCAAGUGAUAUCGUGGAUUCGUAAUGGGGAAGCAAUGCUGAUGGCCAAUUUUUCCAUUCCCAAUAGCUAUCAGGAAGCGGAGCAGCUCCGGAAGGAACAUGACCAGUUCCAGGUUGCCAUCGAACGAACCCACACAUCUGCAGUGCAAGUGAAAUACCGCGCCGAUGCCCUGAUGAAUGCUAACCACUAUGACCCGCAAAGUAUAAAGGACAUUGCCGAUGAGGUUACGAAAAAAUGGCAAAAACUAGUCACAUGCGCCGAGGAGCGCCAUAAGCUGGUAACGGCUUCGUUAAACUUUUUCAAAACUGCCGAACAGGUGUGCAGCGUGUUGGACAGUUUGGAGAAGGAGUAUCGCCGCGAGGAGGAUUGGUGUGGGGGCGGCGGCUCGACCGACAAAGGUCAACAAAUAGUGCAACUUAUUUCAAAACACCAAGAGCAGAAGGAAGCCUUCCUCAAGGCGUGCACCUUGGCUCGACGGACGGCUGAAACAUUCCUUAAGUACGCGGCACGAUCGCUGCAAUUUUAUCACAUAAAAACGACUGUAAAUAGUGAAUCUCGCGUUAAGUCAAUACUGGAUAAGCUGCUGACGCAGGAAACGCAAGUUCUCGAAUACUGGACCCAACGGAAAAAACGUCUAGACCAGUGCCAACAGUUUGUUCUGUUCGAGAGAUCUGCUAAGCAAGCAAUCGAAUGGAUCCAUGACACUGGAGAGGCGUAUCUGUCCUCUAGAAACAAUAAACUGUGCAGUAGUAGAGAGGAGACUGAAGUGCUUCUACGUGAGCACAACGAGUUCAAAGGAACGGCUAAGGAAACGCGGGAACGCGUCAAACUGCUCAUCCAACUGGCUGACUCCCUGGUGGAGAAAGGGCAUGCCCAUGCCAGUUCAAUAAAGCAGUGGGUGGCGACCGUGGACAAUCGCUAUAAGGACUUCAGUAGUCGGAUGGAACUCUAUAGAACUAAUUUAGAAAAAUCGCUUGGCCUACCUGGUAUUCAGCAACAAGAUGACAAUAAUAGUAGUAGUAGUUGUAACAGUAGCAACAGUAGCCUUAGCUGUAAAUCCAUUUCCUCGUCAACGACGUCCGUCUCGACGGCAUCUUCCACUAGUGGCAUUUCUUCCGCUUCUUCCACAACGGCAACUGGUAAUUCUGUGCUUGAGUAUCGCCAUUCCGAUCCCUCGCUGGAGACAAAGCUCAAUGCGGCUGCUGCGGGUCCCGGAGCGGUCGGUGUUCCCAAAGAAAUGAACGAGGAGAAACGAAAGUCUGCUCGAAAAAAAGAGUUCAUCAUGGCCGAACUGCUGCAAACCGAGCGGACCUACGUCAAAGAUCUCGAAACAUGCAUCAAUGUGUUUGUCAACGAACUGAAAAGCGGUGUCAACGUACCGCCCAACCUACUAGGCAAGGAACACAUUCUGUUUAGUAACAUCGUAGAUAUUUAUCAAUUUCAUGAGAAAAUAUUUCUCAAAGAGCUAGAAAAAUACGAAACCAUGCCGGAAGACGUGGGCCAUUGCUUUGUCACGUGGGCAGCAAAGUUCGAUAUGUACGUGUAUUAUUGCCAGAACAAACCUCAAUCCAACGACUACAUGGUUCAAUUCGGCGGAACCUACUUCGACGAAGUGCAACGAAAACACAAACUCGAACACUCACUACCGGCUUUCCUCAUCAAACCGGUGCAACGAAUCACCAAAUAUCAGCUGCUGCUGAAGGAUCUCCAAUCGUGCUGCGACGAAGGCCAGGGCGAAAUCAAGGACGGCCUCGAAGUUAUGCUGAAUGUGCCGAAGAAGGCGAACGAUGUGAUGCAUUUGAACCUGCUGGAAGGGUGCGAUGUACCGUUCGAUAAUCUGGGAGAUGUUGUCUUGCAGGAUUCAUUCCUGGUGUGGGACAAUAAGCAAAUUCUGAUCAAGAAAGGACGCGAGAGGCACGUUUUCUUGUUUGAGCUGUACAUUCUGUUCUCGAAGGAGGUGAAAGAUACCAAUGGAACGGUGAAGUACAUCUACAAGAGCAAACUCUUGACGUCUGAUUUUGGCGUCACGGAGCACAUUGAGGGCGACGAGUGCAAGUUCGCCAUCUGGACCGGUCGGGCGCCAAUGCUGUCCGACUACCGGAUAGUGCUCAAAGCCACCAGUCUCGAAACCAAACAGAUGUGGGUGAAGAGACUGCGCGAGGUGAUACAGGAAACGUACUUCUCCGGCACGUCAUUCUCGCUGCUGAAAUCGCCGGCCAAGGUCGGCAACAAACCGCUCGGCCAGCGUCUGUCGAAGGACAUCGAUGAUACGCUUAACGAUAAUGACCAGGACGGAAGCUCGCUGGCAAGCUUCGGUUCUGGAAACACCACCGACAGCGAAAAGGGUGGACUAGCGGAGGUGACGUGGGUGAUAGCGGACUACAAUGCCACCCAGGGCACGUCGGAACUGACGGUGACCAAGGGCGCCCAGGUGGAGAUUUUGGACAUGAACUGCUCCGGGGCGCCCGACUUUUGCCUAGUCCGGUUACCGAUCAAUUCGACCGACAGCCAGGAGGGUCUGGUGCCGGUCACGGUGCUCAAACCGUUGCCGUCGUCCCACAGUAAAAUCAACAACAAGCAGCGCGAUGCGGACGCGCUAGGAGAAGUACCCCAAGAAAAUGACUGCAUUUUGCCAAAUCAACACACAUCACCGGUCAACAAACGAAAGGGCUUCAGUGGGAAAAAAUGGCUUCCGACUCAGUUCCGUAAACUGUCGCAUAACAAGUCGGACAAACUGCCUCCUGUGGAGAAAACACUCAUCAGUAAAAAGGGAUCAGAUAAGAAAACGAAGGACAAACCACUGGAGGAACCGGAAUCAGCCACGACCGUCUCGCAGACCGAUCUGGAAGCCGAAGAGGAGCCCACGAUCGAGCUGCCACCGCCCAUGAAACCGAUCCAGGACGCAACCACGACGCUGUCCGGCACCCCGUCGUCCACCUUAUCCUCGAACGAGGAUCAAACCUGUACUAGUGCUAAGAUAACGAAAGCUUUAUCACUCAAAUCGUUGGAGGAACCUCCGGCGGCGGUGAACCAGACGGCCGAUGUGGCGGAGAUCGAGAGGAUAGUUAAGGAAAAAAUGCAAAGCUUCAAAUACCUGGAGAACGACGCAGCCAUCACAAGCAACAGUAUUGCCGAGGGGGGUAGUAGUAGUAGUAUGGGUGGAAACGGUCCAGGGCUGGACGAUUCCACCAUUGGGGUGCCAUCAGUAAGUAACGGAGGGGUUGGGGGCAGCAGUAGUGUAGCUAGCGCAGUCAUUGGUAGCGCGGCGGCCUAUAUCAAGCCGCCCAUAUCGCCGCAGUAUUUUGAGAGUGAGAACUUGGACGAGAACCUGGCGGACGAGCAGGGUAUCGAGGAUAUUCUUCGGAAGCGGAUGUUUGCUUUGAAGGAACUAGUCGCCACCGAGGAGGCGUACGUCAACGACCUGUCGCAGAUAGUCAAUGGCUACAUUGCCGAGAUUCGAAAUCCCAGCAGCAGUGUGCUAAUCCCGGAUGACCUCAAGGGUGGCAAAGAGCGGAUGGUGUUUGGCAAUAUUGAAGCAAUCUACGAAUGGCAUCGAGAUCACCUUUUGAAGUCGCUCCAAAAGUGUCAGCAAAACCCGCACGAGCUCGGACCGCUAAUUAAGCGGAGUGAGCGGAAGUUGCACAUGUAUGUCGUGUAUUGCCAGAACAAGCCGGUGUCGGAGCACAUCGUGCAGGAACAUAUGAGUUACUUCGAUGAAUUACGCUUAAAAUUAAAAUAUAAAUUAUGUUUAGGAGAUAUGCUCAUUAAACCUGUCCAAAGAAUAAUGAAGUACGAGUUACUGUUGAAAGAUAUCCUGAAGCAUACUCAGCGGGCCGGUCUCACCGAGGAAAUUCCAGGAUUGAAAGACGCAAUGCAUAUAAUGCGAGUAGUUCCUAAGGCAGCCAACGACAUGAUGGAUGUCGGCCGGUUGCAGAAAUUCGAGCAGGGUAAGAUAACGGCACAGGGUAAGCUGCUGCUGCAUGGUCCGCUUUACUGUGUCGAAGGUGCCAGUAGUAGUGAUAAGAAUUCGUAUAACACCCAGAAGCCGAAAGAGCUGCAUGUGUUCCUGUUUGAGCAGAACAUCAUCUUUGCGGAGAUAGUGGGCAAAAAGACGCAGUUCACGAGCCCCAGCUAUAUCUACAAGGCGCACAUACAGGUGAACAAGAUGACCCUGCAGGACUUAUCCGACCAAACCAAUGGGAAUCGGUUCUCGCUUUGCUCAAUCGAUCCGCAGCGCUCCAGUCUUAGCUUUAUCUGCACCGCGCCAACGAUCGAGCUGCACAACGAGUGGCUCAACACAAUUCGCAACAUUCUGCAGACGCAGAACGACUUUCUAAAAGCAAUACAAAGUCCUAUCGCCUACCAGAAGGAACUGACAAAGGACUCUUAAAUACCAACCAACCAACCAACCAACUCGUAACAAACAUUCAUGCUGCAGUAAGCGUGAUGACUUUAUCGAUGUAAGUGACGUCAGAAAUUAUCUAUUUACAAUCAGCAUCUGGAAAAAAAGGAUAACGCAGGCCAUUUUGGAUGAAGAUCCGGUGAGGUACACGAGUUUCAAACGGUUUGAUUUUAUACAAAAGCUCCCUGCCGCAAUGUACGGAGCAGUAUUGACACCAGACAGAAGCGGACAAAAUGCUCACAUUUUAAACCCAAAUUUGAGCGAUGGAAACCAAAUUCAAAGCAGAACAACAACCUACAAAUUUUAGGUAAGCCACAAUGUAUGAAUAAUUUGUAAUUAAAGUAAAUGAAUAUACAGAAAACAAGUAUAACAAACAUCAAUAUACAGACAAAAAGUGAUGAUCAAAACGUUUAAACAAAAAUCUAAAUUGAUAACAAAAUGGGAACGCUUACCAAAAAUUAACGGUUUGUGAACAUCGCGAAUAUGAAGCAUAAUAAGAAUAAUAUAGCAAACAAAAAUCUACAUUUAUAUUACAUUCGUGAAAGAAACAGAAAAAAAACACAAAACAAACAACAGCUAGUAUAAUUGAACAGCAACAAGAAGGAAAAGGAAACUAUCAAACGUGGGUAAUGAAAUAUAUUUUAUUGACUUUACUAUAUUCAGCAAAACCUAAACAAAAAUUGUGAAUAUCAUGCAAGAGCAACACAAACUAGAAGAAGAUAAAACAACCGCAAGCAGUUAUAAAUAGGCUAAGAGACAACAUCGGGCAAACCACUUUUUCAAUUCGGAUAUGAUCAACUACAGAAAGAGCGGAUGAAUAGGAAGAAAUGAUUUGGGAAACAAAGCUGCAUACACACAUACAAACAAUAGGAAACAGCAAAAAAGUAACCCAAACUAAAAAGAACAUAUUUUUCGAUCGUUUUGAAACAUGUAGUAGAAUUAUUACCAUUGAUUGAAGUUUAGUCCGACAUAUUAGUUUUUAUGAUAGGCAAACAAGAAAACAGAUUUUACGCGGGGGUUAACAUUAUCAGGAUUUUGUGCGAGGGAUUGUGCUCUGCUCAUAACUGCGGGUGGUAUGCAGGGAAAUACUUCUGAUGGCGGAGAAUGCUUUAAGUUUUAGCGCACUUUUGUUCGAUAUGUUGGUUUCAAUAUGAGCAGAAGCUAAGGUGAGAAAGACGCCUUAAUGCUAUCACAGAGUUAGGUAAAUGAUGAAAAAUGGUAACAAAAAGUGGUGAUGUAGAUAUUUUUGCAGAUUAUUUUUGUUAGCAUUUUUGAUCAUUCGCUAAGGUAAUGUACACAAACUAUUGAUCUCCAACUUAUGGUUAGAUGGCUGGUUCUGCUAAUUAUUUCCUUAUUAUUUUUCUCCGCACUACCAUUGCUCCGUCAAUGUGCUAAUGGACUUCCAGAAAAAAAUGUCAGCGAAAUCAAAUUUGCGGUCACUAUCAAAACAUCCAAAACGACGUAUGAAAUACAUAUCCAAUUAAAACUUCGCUUAUUACACGAGCAGAGUGACGGGAGAAUUAUUGAUUCAGCAAUUUAGGCUGACUCGACUGCUUUCAAUAAUUUACACCUUAUUCGACUUUCCUCUUAAAAAUAUUAAGCUUUGUAGAACUGACAGUUCAUAAGCGUGAAACUUGCGGCGACGCGACGUAUGGUGAUGAUAUUGUAGAAGAGCCUGUCGACGCCACCGUUCUCCUAAGGCCUUUGAUUCCGUUCCUCUGGGGAUGACAAGGCCUAUCGAAGCUCCUGGGCCAACGUUUGUCGCCGAAUGAUCUCGAGUAGUUACUUGGUUUCCAAAGGAGAACACUUUCGCUACCGGCGACUUUUUGAAUUGCUUUCAGCUACUUUUUUCUCCAGUCAAGGAGAGAAGUUUUCACUUAAGCAAUGAACUAAUUACCUUCUAUUAACACUGAACUAUUUACCUGCACUUAGUCGGGAGUUGUUCGGAUUCAUUCACGAGAACCCUGGAGUGAGUUUUGAACUUGAUUUAUUUGAGGCAAUAUGUACAAUAUGGGUCUUAAUACUACAUGGUGUAACAUCGAUAUGUAUAUUAAAUAAUGGUUUUAUUUCAGCUGGUAUUUUUCCGAAUCCCUUUCAAUACCAGCUUUUUAGUCUAUUUCCCUACUGUAAUUUAAAAAUAAUACUAUGGCCUCAUAAGGGCUAAAUUUUAUUAUCAUUUUCCUAUUUGCUUAUGGCAUUUCCAGAUCAGGAGAAGAUUGCAACACAUUUGUAGAGCUUAACGUAUCCUUGCUAAAGGAUAAAGAGAGAUGGAUAAUUUAUGCACGCGUGUGUAUUGCGUGGGCGUGUUUUUCUUAUCUCAUGCGCUGUCUCAAACUAACAUCUGCUUAGCAUAGAAAAUGUUAUGCAAAGGAGAGGGUUCGUUUUUUCUCUACUUUUCAUUUCAUUUUCUUAAGAAUUGUAUCUGCAUCUAGUCCGGACCAGAACUUGCCAGUUCGUUCUGAUUUUCAUUCGAAAUUAAUUACCUCGCGUCUACAGAGCCUGUUUUGGGUUUGUCGUAUUCUUCUUUGAUAUUUGAUUAUAUUCUCCAGAAUAUCAAUUCUUAAAAUGUAGACAAUUUUCCAGAAUGUUCUGUAUUUUCUAGGACCAUAAAUUUAGACAUACAAUGGUACAUGUAGAAGUCCUACCUACCUACUUGGCCGUUGUACUUCUUUGUUGUUCGGAUUAAAACCGAAUGUGAAGACAUAUGUAUGCCAGAUCACUCGUUCUUGGGCCGCCAAUAAUCGUCAGUCUACCUUCACACCGGCCACACGCGCCUUUUCCUCAAUUUCAGACCGCCAGCGAGUGCAGAGUUUAACCCGGAGUCGAUAUCCUCUUUCAAGUUUGAUGCCGAAGAGCCGUUUGGCUGACCGGUUGAAACUUUCAUAUACGAUGGGCUGUUUGGCUUUUUACUACUACUUUUUUGCCUUAUUCCGGGCAAAUGCGUACCUCUAAAGGAGUAAUCUACUCUUUUGCCUCAUUCCGGGCAAAUGUGUACUUGUAAAGAAGUAGUCAUUUUUACAUUUUUGCUUCAUCCCCGGCAAAUUCGUACUUUAAAAAAAGGAGUCAUCUACACACCCAGUUUUUAUUUCUGCAGCUCGGCAAAAAUCCGCACAGCCGUGCGCUGCCGUCAUACGCAUAUUUGUCCCAUGUUUGCUGGGAUUUCCUAUAUACAUGGGACAAGUAUGCGUAUAACGGCAGUGCGCCAGCAAGAUAAAUAACUGAUAUUCCGGCAAAAACUGCGUUUGUUAGCUGAAUUUCGGCAAAUUAUUUGCUGAUUAUCAGCAAUUUUGACAGAAAUCUCGGCAAAAAACAUGUUUGCUGGGGCACGGCUGUGCGAUUCUCGGUAAAAGUUCAACAUUUUGCUGAGAUCCCGGUAAAAAAAAAAUAAGUGUGUACUCUUUUGCUUCGUCCCGGUCAAAUGCGUGCAUUUAAAAAAUUAGUCAUUUCAAGACAAUAUUUUCAAAACGACUUAUCUGCUUUUGUAAACAUGUAUUUAAUAUUCAAACGAAGAUUUCACGAAUCUGAUAGCUCUCCCACUCCAACCAACACCAUCAACAGGUAGCGGAAACCUUCACAUACCUAUUGGUGGUGUUGGUUUGCGUGGGAGGGCUUUCAGAUUCGACGAUUUGUUUGAAUCUUUGUUUACAAAAGCAGAUAAGUCGUUUCGAAAAUGUUGUCUUGAUUUACUCUUUUGCCUUAUUCCGGGCUACUUUUAAAGAAGGAAUCAUCUACUCAUUUGCCUUAUUCCGGGCAAAUGCAUACUUUUAAGUAUGGGUCAUCUACUCUUUCACCUUAUUCCGGGCAAAUGCGUACUUUUAAAGAAGGGGUCAUUUAUUCGCUUGGCUUAUUCCGGUCAAAUGCGUGCUUUUAAAUAAGAAGUCAUCUACUCUUUUGUCUUAUUCUAGGUAAAUACGUACUUCUAAAAACGGAAAUCAUAUAUUCAUACGAUUAACCUUUCUUGUACCAAACGGCCCAUUGUAUUUAAUACAUUUUUUCAAGGAUUAUGCCAAAUGGUCGUUAUGCUAAAUGGCCUUUAUGCCAAAUGGCCUUUAGACAUUUAAAUCGUUAUGCCAAAUGGCAUUUUGCCAAACGGCCUUAUGAACUUACUUUUGAUAUAGGAGGAGAUCCUCCAGUGUCGGUCACAUCAGCUAUUUUACGAAAAACUUUCUAAUUAUCUGGAUUAUGUUUACUUGAAUACUAUAUACACAAAACUUGAUCAUUGAUGAUUCAUUUAAACAAUAUUUGACAAUAAGAAACACGAAUACAUCACUCUUUUAGUAAUUCAUUGCUGGUCGACUGAUGUUGAGGCGUGAUGCUCGCUGGUUGGUGCUCUAUUGGUUUGUAUUGGUUGUAUUGAUAACUCUUUUUUAAUGUACGCAUUUGUCCACAAUAGACAAUAGAUAAUAGAUUACUCCUUAUACCCGAAAUAGGGCAAAAUGAGCGGACGAUUCUUUCUUUUGAAGCACGCGUUUAUCCGGAAUGAGGCAAAUUAGGUCCUAAAACGAAAAAUCGAUUUUCGAUUUUCUUUCAGGAAACAAUGAAGUUAAUCAUCCUGAAC